Messenger RNA from Triticum urartu, 1356 nucleotides. RefSeq names its product organic cation/carnitine transporter 2-like. Lineage: Eukaryota; Viridiplantae; Streptophyta; Magnoliopsida; Poales; Poaceae. Gene Ontology annotation, biological process: transmembrane transport. The record is from RefSeq and is a predicted model, not a curated record. Gene Ontology annotation, cellular component: membrane. Gene Ontology annotation, molecular function: transmembrane transporter activity.
AUGGAGGCUUACAUGGGUGCCGCCGGCUCCUCGCAGCUUCUCAAGGCCGUCUUGCUGGCCUUCGCGUGGGCCUUGGACGCGCAGCAGGUGUUCAUCUCGGUCUUCACCGACGCCGAGCCGCCGUGGCACUGCACGGACGCCGACGCCGACGCGUCCUCCUGCUCCGCGGCUGCGGCCUCCCCUUGCGCGCUCCCGCCUGGCGCGUGGGCGUGGGACCGUCCCGCCGUAACGUCGGUGGUCUCGGAGUGGUCACUGGAGUGCGCCGGCCCGGCGCUCGUCUCGCUCCCGGCAUCCUCGUUCUUCGCCGGAUGCCUCGUCGGCGGAUUCCUCCUCACCACGCUUGCCGACUCGCUCCUGGGCCGCAGGAAGAUGCUGCUCGCGUCCAUUGUGUCCAUGUCGGUCUCUGGCAUGGUCACCGCGUUCUCGCCGAACGUGUGGGCGUACGCCGCCCUGCGAUUCGUGUCCGGGUUCGGCAGGUCCAUGGUUGGCACGUGCACGCUGGUCCUAUCCACGGAGCUCGUGGGAAGGAGGUGGCGCGACACGGAGUCGCCGCGGUGGCUGCUGGUGCGCGGCAGGAGGCAGGACGCCAUCGACACGCUGCAGCAGAUGCAGAUCGGCGGCAUCACGUCGUCCAGCUUCUCCAUGAUACACGCCUGUGCCAUGAACGACGACGAUGACGCGGGGGCGAGCGCGAGCAGCGUGUUCGCCACGCUGCACUCCAUGUGGGAGCGCCCGUGGGCGCUCCGGAGGCUGGCGGCGAUCAUGACGGUCAGCUUCGGCGUCGGCAUGGUCUACUACGGCAUGCCGCUCAACGUUGCCAACCUGGGCUCCAACCUCUGCCUGAGCGUCACGUACAAUGCGCUGGCCGAGCUGCCGUCGUCCAUCCUCUCGUGGCUCCUGAUGGGCAGGAUCAACCGUCGGAGCUCGGUGGUCGCGCUCACGGCGGCGGCGGGGCUGUGGAGCCUCGCGUGCGUCGUAAUCCCGCAGGGCACGGCGCGGAUGGCCGCCGAGCUGGUCUCCUUCUUCGCGACGUGCACGGCGUUCAACGUCAUACUCAUGUACUCCAUCGAGCUGUUCCCGACGUCCGUCCGUAACUCGGCGGUGGGGCUGGUGAGGCAGGCGCUGGUGCUGGGAGGCGUGGCGGCGCCCGUGCUCGUCGCGCUGGGGCGCCGCAACAGCUUCUUCUCCUUCGGCGUCUUCGGGCUCGUCAUCGGCUGCUCCGGCAUGUUCGCUGCCUGCCUGCCAGAGACGAGGGGAAAGGCCAUGUCCGACACCAUGGACGAGGAAGACCACACUUGCACCUUCCACCACCACGUGGACACUAGUACCGACCUUCACCUCGUGCAAUUCCCUUAA